GAGGAUCCUUUGUCCCCGAUGUGGCAUUUUCGUUAUUUCAAGCUGCCGUCACGAGCAAACGAGAAUUCUAAAUAGAAUCAGGGUUUCAUUCGAUCCUCCGCUGAAGCGAGCCGCAGCUGUUCGACUCCUACGCUCGCCCCCGUCUUCGAUCUCUCUCUCUCUCUCGCGAUGGGUUCCAAGAAGAAGCUGUCGAACCGGAUGCGGGAUAUCAAGGUCCAGAACCUCGUCCGCAACGUCUCUGUGGCAGAGAGUCGCGAUCGCUUCACUAGAGCCGCUAAGGUUCUAGAGCAGUUGAGCGGGCAGACACCAGUUUUCUCAAAGGCGAGUUACACUGUCCGGUCGUUUGGUAUCAAGCGUAAUGAGAAGAUUGCAUGCUAUGUUACAGUCAGAGGUGACAAGGCCAUGCAACUUCUGUUGAGCAGACUGAAAGUGAAAGAAUAUGAGCUGUUGGGGAGAAACUUAAGCAAUAUUGGUUGCUUUUUUUUUGGUAUACAAGAACACAUUGAUCUUGGGAUUAAAUCUGAUCCUUCAACUGGUAUCUAUGGCAUGGAUUUCUAUGUCGUCUUGGAGCGAGCUGGCUAUCGUGUGAGCCAUCGACACCUAUGCAGCAUCACAAAGGAGGACGCAAUGAAGUGGUUCCAAGUGAAAUAUGAGGGUGUCAUCCUCAACAAGGCUCAGGCAGUCACAGGUCCUUGGAGUUUGGUAUGACUGGACCCUGAAAGUUGUUCUACAGAUAAAUUAGCGCUUGUCUUUUUUUUUUUCUGCAUCAGAGUUUUUUUCUUUUUUACACAAAAAGAAAAUAAGCUACUGUUCCAAUUUUGUGUGACAAAGAUAUUUGUGCUUUUAGCAGUUGGAGAUGUUAUUUUGUUGCUA
Musa acuminata AAA Group (dessert banana) is the source of this 873-nucleotide messenger RNA. Its product is annotated as large ribosomal subunit protein uL5z-like. The coding region runs from base 169 to 708 and encodes 179 amino acids. NCBI's taxonomy places the organism in Eukaryota, Viridiplantae, Streptophyta, Magnoliopsida, Zingiberales, Musaceae. Gene Ontology annotation, biological process: translation. Gene Ontology annotation, molecular function: RNA binding; structural constituent of ribosome. Gene Ontology annotation, cellular component: ribosome; cytosolic large ribosomal subunit. The record is from RefSeq and is a predicted model, not a curated record. The transcript is spliced from 5 exons.